Molecule: messenger RNA, 918 nt
Organism: Capsella rubella
Lineage: Eukaryota; Viridiplantae; Streptophyta; Magnoliopsida; Brassicales; Brassicaceae
Product: ethylene-responsive transcription factor ESR2
Exons: 1
Coding region: 1-918 (305 amino acids)
Biological process (GO): regulation of DNA-templated transcription
Molecular function (GO): DNA-binding transcription factor activity; DNA binding
Source: RefSeq, a predicted model, not a curated record
AUGGAAGAAGCAAUCAUGAGACUCGAAGGUGCCGAACACAGAGAAGCCAACAACAAUUCUCUAAAGAGAAAGCCAUCAAGAUCACCGUCCUCCACCGCUCCUAGCUCUCCCGGAGGAGUAACCACCUCAAAACCUGCCGCUGGAACCGGCGCAUCCGGUGGCUCCACCAUAAGGUACCGAGGCGUGAGGCGUAGGCCAUGGGGUCGUUACGCUGCUGAAAUACGCGAUCCAUUGUCUAAGGAGAGACGAUGGCUCGGAACAUUUGACACGGCGGAGGAAGCAGCGUGUGCAUACGACUGCGCCGCUCGAGCCAUGCGUGGUCUCAAAGCUCGAACCAACUUCGUCUACCCAAUGCCUUCUCUUGACUCAUACCACCACCGUAUUUUCUCGCCUCCUCCGAUGAAUAUGUUCCUUCUACGCGACGUUUUAAACGCUCAGUCUCUUUCUCCGUUCAACACCUUUGCUUACCCGCCUUGUAAUCUCUCUAACGCAAACGACGCCGUUCACGAGUCCUUCACUAACGUUAACGAUGUCUCCGAGGAUCUCUCGCCUAAAGCUAAGAGGUCAAGUACCGCUGACAACGAGAGCCUGAUCUCUAUCUUCGAACCAGAACCAGCGGGGUCUGGCCUUCUUCAAGAAGUUGUUGAAAGCUUCUUACCAAAACCUAGCUCUCAUCAUGCUUCUACAUUUCCAAAGUGCAACCAACCUUCCGUUGGUGUUUUCCCGACUAUGCCGGAGACAGGUUUUCAGACAGAUCUUGGUUUACCCAACGUCCAUGUCGAAGGAAACGGAUUUGGUGAGGUGAAAUAUCACGGAGAGUUGGGUUGGGCUGAUCAUGAGAGUGGCUUUGAUUCAGCUACGAUGCAGUACAAUGGAAAUGUUGGAAUGCUUUAUCAGUAUUGCUUUCAUGAUUAUUAG